GCCAAGUCCACCGAGAAGGAGGCAAUUGAGGAACGCAUGAAGCAACAGGAGAUCCGCUUCAAGAAGGAAAAAAGAGAACUGGUAUAACUACUUCUAAUUCUUAUUCCAUUUCGAUUUCUAGUACUAGUAAGUCUGACUCAAACUCUAACAGAAACAGAAACAGUAACAACUAAGUCUAAAUGUAAAUCUAAAUCUUAAGCUAAAUCUAAAUCCAGAGAUCUUGAUCCAAAUCAAAAACCAAAACACCAUGACCAUCACAGAUACAAUCUAAACCUUAAAGAAAGUCUAGAUCGCCCCUCCAUGACCUUCACCUUCACCAUUCGCAUUCCAGGAAGCUGAUUUCAAGCUAAAGCUUCGCGCGUUCGGAAAAGCAGAAAGUAAGGCGAGCAAGAUGCUGCGUAACAUAUCCGCUUCUCAGGAUAAUACCGACGAGGAGGUUCGGGAGCGUAUUAAGACUGAGAAGGAGCACAAGUUGCGCGUCGCCACUUUGGAGCAAGAUUAUAAGGAUCAGAU
Amoebophrya sp. A25 is the source of this 513-nucleotide messenger RNA. The record is from the annotation of a GenBank genome assembly. NCBI's taxonomy places the organism in Eukaryota, Dinophyceae, Syndiniales, Amoebophryaceae.